UGCUCGUGGGCGGCCGCGGGGCUGCACGCGUCCGGCAUCCCGGGGCCGCUCCGGCCCGGGCGGCGAGGGGGCCCGGCGGUCCAUGCAUCCGCCGCCGCUCGCCGCCGCGAUGGAUUUCAGUCAGAACAGCCUGUUCGGCUACAUGGAGGACCUGCAGGAGCUCACCAUCAUCGAGAGGCCGGUCCGCCGGAGCCUCAAGACACCAGAAGAAAUAGAAAGACUGACAGUUGAUGAAGACCUCAGUGAUAUUGAAAGGGCUGUGUAUCUGCUCAGUGCUGGUCAAGAUAUCCAAGGAACAAGUGUGAUCGCAAAUCUUCCGUUUUUGAUGCGACAGAAUCCUGCUGAGACGCUUCGGAGAGUCUUGCCGAAAGUUAGAGAAGUCCUGCAUGUUGCAGGAGUGGAGAUACAGUUAACGGCGGCGGUAUCAUUUUUGACCAUUCUACAGGAAGAAUCAGUGUCAAUUCAUACAUAUGCCCACUCUUUCCUCCAAGUAAUUCUACUACAUCUGGAGCACAGGGACACAGGUGUCAGCAACGCGUGGCUGGAAACUCUUCUGUCUGUGAUAGAAGUGUUGCCCAAAGAAACCCUAAGGCAUGAGAUUUUGAAUCCACUUGUUUCCAAGGCACAACUUUCGCAAACAGUCCAGUCUCGUUUAGUUAGUUGUAAAAUUUUAGGAAAAUUAACCAACAAAUUUGAUGCCCAUACUAUUAAAAGAGAAAUACUUCCCCUGGUAAAAUCACUCUGUCAAGAUGUAGAAUAUGAAGUUCGAUCUUGUAUGUGUCGACAAUUAGAAAAUAUAGCUCAGGGCGUUGGGACAGAACUUACAAAAAGUGUGGUGCUCCCUGAAUUAAUAGAACUCUCUAGGGAUGAAGGCAGCAGUGUGCGGCUUGCAGCUUUUGAAACUUUGGUUAAUCUGCUUGACAUAUUUGAUACAGAUGACAGAAGUCAAACUAUACUUCCCUUAGUGAAAUCAUUUUGUGAAAAAUCUUUCAAAGCAGAUGAAUCAAUUCUUAUUUCCUUAUCUUUCCAUUUAGGAAAACUAUGCCACGGACUAUAUGGAAUUUUUACUCCAGAUCAACACUUGAGAUUUUUGGAGUUUUAUAAGAAACUUUGUACAUUGGGCUUGCAAGAAGAAAAUGGACACAAUGAAAACCAGAUUCCACCCCAAAUCCUAGAGCAGGAGAAGAAAUAUAUUUCAGUACGGAAGAACUGUGCUUAUAACUUUCCGGCCAUGACUGUUUUUGUUGAUCCUAAAAACUUCCACAUGGAACUCUAUUCUACAUUCUUCUGCCUUUGUCAUGACCCUGAAGUACCAGUCAGAUACACUAUUGCUAUUUGCUUUUAUGAAGUGUCCAAACUUCUGAAUUCUGGAGUAUAUUUAAUACAUAAAGAACUAAUAACAUUAUUACAAGACGAAUCGCUGGAGGUACUAGAUGCUCUUAUAGAUCAUCUUCCAGAAAUCCUGGAACUUAUGUCUACUGGUGGAGAAAGCAGUGUGCAAGAAAACAAGUUAUCAUCUCUGCCUGAUUUGAUUCCAGCACUCACAGCCGCCGAACAGCGAGCUGCAGCCUCUUUAAAAUGGAGAACUCAUGAGAAACUACUACAGAAAUAUGCCUGUCUGCCACAGAUCAUAUCAAGUGAUCAGAUUUACUAUCGUUUCUUACAAAGAAUGUUCGCAAUCAUGAUGACAAAUAACGUCUUACCUGUCCAAAAGGCAGCUUCCCGAACUCUAUGCGUUUUUCUACGUUAUAAUCGUAAACAAGAACAGAGACACGAAGUCAUUCAGAAAUUAAUUGAACAACUGGGCCAAGGAAAAAGUUACUGGAAUAGACUUCGAUUCUUGGAUACCUGUGAAUUUAUUAUAGAGAUCUUUUCCAAAUCAUUUUUCUGUAAAUAUUUCUUUCUACCUGCUAUUGAACUGACACAUGAUCCAGUAGCAAAUGUGAGAAUGAAACUUUGCUACUUGUUACCCAAAGUGAAGUCUACUCUGAAGAUCCCUGCAGAUAAGCUUCUACUUCAGCAGUUAGAAAUGUGUGUGAGAAAACUCCUAUGUCAAGAAAAAGAUAAAGAUGUACUGGCUAUUGUAAAAAGAACUGUGUUAGAGUUGGACAGAAUGGAAAUGUCUAUGGAUGCUUUUCAGAAAAAGUUUUAUGAAAAAGAUUUGUUGGAUCAAGAGAAAGAAAGAGAAGAACUGCUUCUUUUGGAAAUGGAACAAUUAGAGAAAGAGAAGCAACAGAAUGAUGGAAAGCCCAUGAGUGAUAAAACCUUUGAAAAGAAACAGAUUAAUAAGAAUUCGGAGGACAUUAUAGCACUUAAAACAGAGUUUGUUUUAGGUAGAGACACUAAGACACCAACAACUCUGCCCAAGAGCAUCCCCAUUUCUGUUCCCGGGCCCUCUUCUGGCACCCCAUCAACAAGCAAAGAAAUCAAGAAAUCCAAAUUGAUUCGAAGCCAGUCUUUUAAUAAUCAAGCUUUUCAUGCAAAAUAUGGCAACUUAGACAAGUGUGCUAGUAGUAAAAGUUCUGCAGCAACAUAUACUCCUCCUGUCUCAGCAAAGACUUCUAUGAUAUCACUAACUGAUGAUUCAUUCCGGACUCGUAAUGCCAACAAUGCUCCAACUUCCUUUUCUCCUAACAUUCCCCUGCCGAGCACCUCCCGUGGGACAGGUAACUCCGCUGAUCCAAAGAGCAGUGGAAGUAAAGACGCACAACCACGGAAGGCUACCUUAAAAUCCAGAAAAUCCAAUCCUUAAAUCAUUUACUUGAUGAAGGAGGCAAAACAAAGACAACUGGAGAUAGUGUGAUUGGUGGACAAGGCUGAAGCAAUGGCCAGGGCUUUUGUUUUUUUAAAUGAAUAGAAAAGAGAGACUUGAUGGCAGCCGAUGUUGUUAAACUUUCCAUAUUUGAAAUUAGCUUCCCUAGGAGGUAUAAUAUAUAUUUCUUGAAUAAUAAUGUGAUUACAGAAUUCCAAUGUUAUAGUGAAGUAUAACGAACAACAACUGUAGGUAUGUGCUUUAACUACUGCAAAAGAGACAAGUCUGCAUUUAUUUGUGCAGGAAACCAUCUAUUUAAUUGUUCUGGAGUUUUAGCAUUUAAAAAUUAUAUGAAAGUCCAAAUCAACUGAAAUUGCUUUAGCUAGAUAAUCACUUGGAGGGGGACUAGGGAGUAAAACAGACAUUGCAUUUUCUCACGAAUCUCCAAACCCAAUUGAAAAGUCACACCCAGAAGGGUACAAACAGCCAUCCACCAUUUUAUCAGUCUUACAGUUGUGGUGACAAUAUGUUCUACCUGGACAUUCCGAAAUUUAAAUCUGGCAAUGAAAAUUCUACAAAGAUUUCUGAUAACUUUUAGCUACAACUACCUUCAAAAUAAUAGAUUGAUGAUUUCCUUUAUUUCCUAGAAGAAUUUGUUUUAUAAAUACUUUGUUUACAUUUUAGAUUGUAUUUGUCCUUACUUAAUUUAAAAUGAUGAAUCUAGUUUGAAUCAGCUGUUAUUCCAAGCUAUCAUGCUUAAGCUAUAUCAACAGCAUUUAUUUGUACUAAUGCUAAUAUUUCCAUCAAAAUUUGCCUGUGGAGCAUAUACGGUUCUUAAUUUUAAAAUGUCAGUUCUUGAGAUAUACUGUAUGAAGCUAUUGUCAGCUUCUCUAUUUCAAAAUACAAUCAGCAUAUAACUAUAUUGAUAUUAGAAAAUGUUUUUUAAAAUAUAUUGAUGUAUGAUAAAGAUGAUCUAAUUUGUGAAUGCAUAUGCGUGUGUGGUUACUUUUUAUAAUGUGAAAUAAUGAAUAAUGAAUUUACUCAAAAUAAAACAUAGGUUAAUGAGAUACCUGUGUUUGUGAAAAAAGUUUUAAGUACUUUCCUGCAGUUUUUAUUCUAUAAUUAAAAAGAGUAAGACAGUUCAUUUUUAAGUAAUGGAUAAGAGAAGCACACCGACGUCAAUGUAAAGUACUCAGGGGACAGCUACUCAGUUUGAGACUUUUCCAUGCCAUUGGUUUCCCCUUUUCCUUCCAUAUGGCCUCUUUUUGGCUAUUUUUAGUGAUUCUUAAUAUCUUUCAUUUAAGGACAAUCAGGUAAAUGGAAUUGGUCAACAAACAACUCAUUUUGUCAGUAGUUGAAAGUUGGGCAGGUAUGAGAAACUUGACAAUACUGGCUAAAUAAAUUGAGUACAUUCUUUGUGGAUUUCACUGAACUAUUUUAGUGACGUCUUCCACUAGCAUUGCUAGCAUGGAAGUGAACACAUGAUGGUCUACGAGAGUAUUUGUGGUGUAUAAUGGGACAUCAAAUGGCAUCAGUUUUCCCAGCACUUUGAUCAUAGUCAGCAGUGACUCUGCUGCUUUAAACAAAAUGGAGAAUUUCAGUUUAUUUGUUCAAUAAUAAAUUUAGCAGAGUUAGUAGCUUUUAUUUUUCAUCACGCAUGCAGGGGAAGAGGAAAGCAAUUGAUGGAGAAAAGUUGCCACUGCUUAUAAACUUCAGGAAUAUACAGAAGUCAGCUGUAGUCUUAUUUCUACUCACUAUUAAAACAGUUAAUCAAAAUUACUUGUACAAGUUUUUUUU
Diceros bicornis minor is the source of this 4549-nucleotide messenger RNA. RefSeq names its product protein phosphatase 4 regulatory subunit 4 (gene PPP4R4). Gene Ontology annotation, molecular function: protein phosphatase regulator activity. The record is from RefSeq and is a predicted model, not a curated record. The transcript has 25 exons. Gene Ontology annotation, cellular component: protein serine/threonine phosphatase complex; cytosol. NCBI's taxonomy places the organism in Eukaryota, Metazoa, Chordata, Mammalia, Perissodactyla, Rhinocerotidae. The coding region runs from base 83 to 2752 and encodes 889 amino acids.